This is a messenger RNA of Penicillium maclennaniae, 1767 nucleotides long. RefSeq names its product sugar porter family MFS transporter. Bases 1 to 1767 code for a protein of 588 amino acids. The transcript has a single exon. Gene Ontology annotation, cellular component: membrane. The record is from RefSeq and is a predicted model, not a curated record. Gene Ontology annotation, molecular function: carbohydrate:proton symporter activity. Gene Ontology annotation, biological process: transmembrane transport; carbohydrate transport. Lineage: Eukaryota; Fungi; Ascomycota; Eurotiomycetes; Eurotiales; Aspergillaceae.
AUGGUGGCCAGCCAGUCUGUCGUUGGCCGUGCCAACGCGGAGAAGGCCCAUGGUAUCGUGGGUCUUCUCAAGAACCCUUUCGUUUUCUUGACCUGCUGUUUUGCCUCUCUGGGAUGUAUCAUGUACGGUUACGACCAAGGAGUGAUGGGUCCUAUUCUUGUCAUGGAGAACUUCCAAAAUCACUUUCCGACAUUUACAGGAUCCACCAUCCAGGGCUGGCUGGUGUCUGCCCUUGAGCUGGGGGCCUGGGCAGGUGCUCUGAUCAAUGGUAUUCUUGCCGACCGCAUCUCUCGAAAGUAUGCUAUGAUGAGUGCUGUUCUCAUCUUCACCCUAGGCACUGGCUUACAGGCCGGUGCUCAGACCCCUGCCUACUUCUUCGCCGGUCGCGUUAUCGGUGGUGUGGGGAUUGGUAUGUUCAGCAUGGUCAUCCCACUUUACCAGGCUGAGAUUGCCCCUCCGGAGUUGCGAGGAUCUCUGGUCUCCUUACAGCAGUUGUCUAUUACGAUCGGGACGGCUAUUUCCUUCUGGCUCGAUUAUGGUAUGCAAUAUGUUGGCGGGACCACCUGUAAUCCCGAAGGAAUCUCCAAUCCUUAUCUCACCGACGGCACGUAUAACGCUGCCCUGACUCAUGGCCACACCUGCCUUGGACAGAAGACUAUUGCCUGGCGCCUGCCUCUAGCACUGCAGAUCAUACCUGCUUGGAUUCUGUUCUUCGGCAUGUUUUGGUUCCCAUUCUCGCCUCGUUGGUUGAUGAUGAAGCAUCGCGAUGAAGAUGCUCUCGCUUCCCUCUCUAAGCUUCGCCGUCUCCCUGCUACUAAUCCACUGGUUCGCGCUGAGUUCCUCGAGAUUAAGGCAGCUGUUAUGUUCGACGAAGAGACCGAAAGCGAGGCUAUUGGUGCUGGCGGUACUUUAGCUCCUUGGAAAGCAUUGUUUGCCCCUAAUAUGCUCAAGCGUCUAUUCCUCGGAUGCGGUACUAUGAUUUGCCAACAGUUCACCGGUAUCAAUGCGGUCCUUUACUAUGCGCCGCAAAUCUUCGCUAGUUUCGGCUUUAGCUCCACAAAGCAAACCCUUCUAGCGACAGGUGUGACUGGCAUCCUACAAAUCAUCUUCACCCUACCAGCGGUUCUCUUCCUUGACAAGUUUGGCAGGAAGACCUUCUUGAUCGUAGGCGCGAUUGGCAUGUUCCUUUGCCAUAUCGUUGUCGCUACGGUGGAAGGUAUAUACAAGCCGAAGUGGGACCUGAAUCAGGGACUCGACAAAGGCCAGGGUUGGGUUGCUAUCGUUUUCAUCUGGCUCUUUGCUGUUAACUUUGCCUACUCUUGGGGUAUGCACGGUCCUCUUUUUAAUCUCUCGUAUUUCUUGGCUAACCUUCCAAUUCUAGGUCCGGUGGCGUGGGUCUUGACUCAAGAAAUCUUCCCGAACAGUCAACGUUCUAAAGGCGUCGCAAUUGUCGCUUCAACUAAUUGGCUCUUCAAUUUCAUUAUCGGCUUGACGACCAAGGAUAUGCUGAACUCAAUGAAGUAUGGCACAUACAUUUUCUUCGCUAUCUUCAGUGGUCUCGGAGGUCUUUUCAUCUGGUGGUUCGCCCCUGAAACCAAGGAUAAGACUCUUGAGGAGCUGGAUGUGUUCUUCGGUGGAUCUGAGGCAAGUAUUGCCGAAGCUGAUCGCCAACGUAUGCAACGCAUCAAUGAGAGCCUUGGCCUCGCUGGUGUAGAAAAUGUUGAGGAUCUGAAGGUUGCGGUUACCAGCGAGCAGGUCGAAAUGUGA